AUGCCUUCCAUGCUCGGAGGGGGUGAUUUGGACGGUGACACGUACAAUGUAAUACCGCUGAACAUCCACCCUCAACUGCGUCCAACAAUCACUGUGGAUCCUGCUUCCUACGCCCGUCCAACAAGGAAGCUGUUAGACCAAGACUGUACGCUCAAUGACGUGGCUGAUUUCAUUGUAGAGUAUGUCAACAGUGAUCUUGUUGGUCUCAUCGCAACGAGAUGGUUGAUAAUCGCUGAUCAAAAUCAACGGGGGGUCCUCCAUGAGGACUGUCUAGAACUUGCCCGGCUACAUAGCAAUGCAGUCGAUUAUCCAAAGACCGGGCAGCCUGUCUAUCUGAAGGAAUUACCCAAGGUGCAUUUCUCGCAGAUGCCUGACUGGAUUGCGCCAGAAACAGUUCCCCUCAAUUCUACCUCAUAUUAUCAAUCCAAAUGUGCAAUCGGCCUGUUAUCAAGAGCAGUCACUCUACCCCCUGUGAAAUCCACCGUCCCGAUCCCGCGUCCACAAAAACGUAGAUUGCGACCGGGCAAUCCUGGAAAGCCGUCGAUGGUUCCAGCUUUAGGAACCUUCGUUCAAAACGACGACCUAUAUCUCCUUCUCAAAGGCAUCCUCAGUCAUCAUGGUAUAGAUGUUCACGGCAUCAGUCAAGAGUCAGAAGAUGAAGUACUUCGUAUCUUUCAAAAUUUCAUCUUUUUAUUUGAGGGCAUCACCACGUCGUAUACACUGUCGUCGACAACGGCCCUCGCCGAGGAGGAAGUCAUUCUGGGAACUAUUGCUGCAAAAACCUCCCAUUUCAAGAGCAGAAGGGAGAAGAUGGCUAGACUAAGAGAUCAUACCCAGAUUCUCGUCAAAGACAUGAGAAAUCAAAUUGCCGAGGAGCAUGACUUGAAAACGGUGUGUGAGCGGGCAUGGUCAACAUGGGUUCUUUCCCGCAAACAAGCGGCCCAAGGCAAGUUCGGUGCAUGGAGUUUUCAAUACAUCGUUUUGGGUCUGCUCCUCGAUUCAAUCAAGGAUCUUACAGACGACGAGGAUGAGGACACGAGGACAAGGUUGAAAAGGAAACACAGCUUUGAGGGCGUAUCAGAGCAAAAGCGCUCUCGGUACACAACAACACAGAGAGAUCUGUCCAUCGAGCUUAAUAUGGAGACAGAGUAUACGGAUCAUGAAACGAAUGAGGAAGAGGAUUCAGAAGAGGGUUUAGAGGAAGAUACAUAUGCAGAAUUUUAG
This is a messenger RNA of Lentinula edodes (shiitake mushroom), 1224 nucleotides long. Its product is annotated as RNA dependent RNA polymerase-domain-containing protein. Gene Ontology annotation, molecular function: RNA-directed RNA polymerase activity. The transcript is spliced from 5 exons. Bases 1 to 1224 code for a protein of 407 amino acids. Gene Ontology annotation, cellular component: nuclear RNA-directed RNA polymerase complex. The record is from RefSeq and is a predicted model, not a curated record. NCBI's taxonomy places the organism in Eukaryota, Fungi, Basidiomycota, Agaricomycetes, Agaricales, Omphalotaceae. Gene Ontology annotation, biological process: siRNA processing.